CCACAGCAGGCUCAAGGUUCAGGAUGAAGCCUACAAUUGUGACAUGUCGGAGUCAUAUGCUGUGCAACAUAGUAUGAGAGCAGCAGAGCCCAGAAUAGCGAUGCAGAAAGUUGCGGCAAUCAGACAUAAAACAAGAUGAGCAUUACAGUAAUGCGAGUUCACGCCGAUGGUCGACAAGGGGCUUAAUAUGUUGGAUCCUGGAGUGUGUUCCGACUCAAAGUCGGGUUCAUUUUUAUGCUUCCCGAAAGGGAAAUUUGAAGUACCGGCAGCCCGGAUCACGAUCGGUGCACAGCCGAGAUUACGAUCUGUACAACUACGUAGAAGUCCAAACCCAUGUAUGUACUGAACACAUUCAUCUACAAAACGCGUCGAGAUAUCAUCCUACGAAAUGGUUCCAUGGAAUGCAGCUAAAGCGAAGGUUCAACUUCGGCGUCCAACGCUUGCGUACUCUACAGGAGAAGAAAGGUGCACAGGCUAAGGCCUCCAGGCGCGACAUCGCUUCGCUACUCGAGAAAGGUCGGCUUGAAACCGCAAGAAUCAAGGUAGAGAACAUAAUCAACGAAGACAUCUAUGUUGAACUAUUGGAAUUACUCGAGCUCUACUGUGAGCUUCUCAUCGCUCGAUUUGGUCUCCUAGACCAGCCAACACGAGAGCCGGACCCCGGAGUCGCAGAAGGCGUAUACGCGAUUAUAUACGCAGCACCUCGGACAGAGCUGAAAGAACUCCAUGUACUCCGCGACCUCCUCAUGCAUAAGUUUGGCCGUGAAUUCUCUGCAGCGGUAAUGGAAAAUCGGGAUGGGUGCGUUAGUGAACGUAUCACCAGGAAACUGACUGUCCUCAUGCCAUCUUCCGAAUUGGUCGACGCGUAUCUCUCUGAGAUAGCCAAAGGCUAUGGAAUCGACUGGACUCCGCGCGUUCCAGAACCACCCAAAUACGAAGUUGACGAACUGCAGGAUGAUGACGAUGGAGAGGGAGGCGUGAAGGUAAGUCUGACCUAUCUCCUCAACCCUUUCGCUUCCCCCCAACCCCUCAUUGAAAACUUGACAAUCUUUUCUUUGUUACGAAAACAGGAGCCUGAGAAGAAGUCCUUAGAAACCAGCGUACCAGUCAAAGCGGAUGUCAUCUCUGCAGAGGCGCGCAGUGCUGGGAUUCGAACGCCCAAGCUGCCAGAUGUGCCGCCAACAGUUGAAUCGUCUAGGCCUUCUUCUGCCGCUGCGGGUGCCACGAUUGCGUCAGAUGCAAAAGCUUCCAAGUCUCAGCCUUCGCCACCCGAGGACGACUUUGAAGCAUUGGCGAAACGAUUUGAGGCGUUGAAGAGACGAUAGCGAAUGGGAAGUGGGGAUUAAGACGAUGAUGGGGAUGUAUGACCUACCUGAGUUGUUCGUUGUAUUAUAAUGUAUUGUAGGAGAAACAAUUCGAAGAAUGUAUCAUUACCAUUAUCUCUUCCUCAACAGACAACAACAGGCCCGCUGGGACGUUGGGUGAUCAUCCGCUUUACGAGCACUCCCUACUGAUUCUAUUCGCCUCACAUUCUCGCCACUCCAAUGGCCAAAGCAAAUCUAGUCAGAUAUGUUGACAUGCGAAGUUGCAGCAACCCGAGGGUGUGAGAACACUCUCCACGCUUAGCUCAACACACACAUGGGCGGGCGACCUCGGCUCGUCAGCACGUCGCUAGAAUGCCUUACCCCCACCUUCCAAUGCUCACACGCCCGCCGUGUCGCGUAAAAGAAUCUAAGUUUGUUGACAAUUAAUGAAUUGCUCGAGGCGCAUCCA
Molecule: messenger RNA, 1773 nt
Organism: Somion occarium
Lineage: Eukaryota; Fungi; Basidiomycota; Agaricomycetes; Polyporales; Cerrenaceae
Source: the annotation of a GenBank genome assembly